CACAAGUCCCAUCAAAGACCAAACUCCAGAGUGACAGAGAUGUAAUGUCCUGGCACAGCAUAUAGGAGGAGGAGUAAUCAGGGCAUGACAGAGUGAAACAGUUUGGGUGAGAAUCUUAUAUUUAAGGAAACAACUGCACCGUGCGAACAUUGCAGUACCCAUGACACACCUGCGUUAACUGAAGAAAAGUUUGGAUGUCUCGAGUAGAAGCAGAACUCUGCGGAAGAGGCGAAAGAGGUGCAGACUGGAGUGAUACCUGCGAUGACAGCCGAUGAAGGGAGACCCGUCCUUGUUUAUUUCACCUGCCUCUGCUGAUUCUGAUCUUCUUUUUUUAAUGCUGUUCGGAGAGGAUGAGGGGCUUUUUACUUCGAUGUGUUCUUCUAUGGGCGACGUUGCCCCGGAGCAACACGCAAAGUACUGUAGUACCUGCCACAGCAUUAAACUGCUGUGAAGGUGAUGUUCUCAUUCUCCUGGACUCUUCAGGAAGUGUAACAAACUACGAGUUCUUGCGCCUGUUGCAGUUCUCCACCAGCCUGCUUCGCCCCUUCUCAUUGGGUAGUGGGCACGUGAGGGUCGGGCUGCUGCAGGUGGGCACAAACCCUAACCUGGAGUUUGGCCUGGAUGUCCACAACAAUCAGGAAAGUCUGCAUAAAGCUCUGCAGAGUGUCCGCCAGCUGCAGGGAGACACAAACACAGAGGCGGCGCUCAGGGUGGCCCAGGGUCUUCUAAAAAAGACAGACGAGAAUGUGCCAAAGGUACUGCUCUGGCUGACUGAUGGUGUGCAGCCUGGAGAUGUGGACAGUGCGAUGGGUGAGCUGAAGGCGCAGGGAGUGUCAGUGUUAGCUGUGUCUACAGUACAUGGAAACUACCAGGUGUUACAGCGUGCCGUGACACCUCCACUGGAGUCUCACCUCUACUCUGUGGACAUUGAUAACAUCGACAUCAUCACAGAGGACAUGAGGGAGGCCAUUAUCAAAAUUAUUCGUGCAGAACGGCUGCGUGUGGUUGACCUGACUUCUCACAGUGCUGUGCUGCAGUGGCGUCCUGUUCUGAACACAGACAGCGGUUACUAUGACAUCUCGUACAACUCUCUGCAGAAAACAGGCCCUGAAACUAGACGCACUCUCUCAGGCGACUCCAGCUGGGUCGAGCUGACCAACCUGCAGCCUGACACCACCUACACAGCUGCCCUGCGCCCAGAGUCCAACCAGAGGCUGUACAACACACUCUCUGUUAACUUCACCACACUUCCUGAUGUUUCAGGCCCGACAUUGGUUUCUGUGUCAGACACUGGCUCUCAUCAGAUACGAGUGAGCUGGGGUCCCCUGCAGCCUGCUCAAGUUCAGAGAUAUACGGUGGAGUAUGGAGCUUUUCCAAGUGGAGAGGUUCACACCGUGACAUUACCCGGCCAGCAAAACUCUACUUUACUGACCGGCCUGCAGCCAGGCACUCAGUACCUCGUCACAGUCUGUGCUCUGCAGAGGAAUGGAAAAGAAAGAGCAAUGUCUGUAAGGGCAUGCACUCAAGACGCAGCAGCUCUGCCAGCCCUAACCGACCUUCAAUUGAUCCCAGUGGAGCAUCAGGAGCUGCAAGUAGCGUGGCAUGCCAACCAAGAAGGUUUAAAAGGCUACUGGCUGAGCUGGGAGAGAGAAAACUCCCACUCCCACACCUCUAAGCCCUCCAUCUCCUCGGUCUACCUGCCUGCUUCUUCUAGUUCAACGCGCCUCAUGCACCUUGCACCGAGCAGUCGAGUGUGUGUGUCCCCGGUCUACAGCUCAGGCCGAGGGGAAGGGUUAUGCUGCACUGAAGAGAGGCACACAGAUUGGCAGAACUGAAUAUUAUUAUCUGAAAUGUUAUUCUUAAUUCCUGCAUAAUGUUCAUACUUGUCAGGGUUGGUCCCUUAGAGGAAAAAUAAUUUCCCAAUUGCCUGUCUCUCUUCCGUGAUAGAUUCCACCCAGUGGGGUUAAUGAUCAAAGUCUGCAGCAAUCAGGCAGCUGGAGCAAAAAAGUGGGUGAAAUCGAACAUUUUGAACACUGGAUGGCCUAGAUAACUAACGCAAGACUGAAUAUUAUUAUGAAUAUUAUCGUACUUAGUUAAAAUGUUCACCUUUACAUGAAUUAUAGUGAUAGACAAUUCUUUAUUGCAUAGCUACAGACCACUGUCCCACCAUGGCUUAGCAAAAUCAAAAUCUGGCAUAAUUAUACAUUUUAAUCAUCAACGUUGCAGUAAUGCUAACACCACAACACCACACAUUGGUUUAACAUAUCAGUUAGUCAAGAAUAUAAACAGCUGCAAGACUACGCAGGUAGGCAGAAAUCAUUGUGUAACAGCCAUUGUUAUUGAAAACAUAAAUAAAGCUCUGUACACUAUA
Molecule: messenger RNA, 2371 nt
Organism: Eleginops maclovinus (Patagonian blennie)
Lineage: Eukaryota; Metazoa; Chordata; Actinopteri; Perciformes; Eleginopidae
Product: von Willebrand factor A domain-containing protein 1-like
Exons: 5
Coding region: 351-1835 (494 amino acids)
Molecular function (GO): protein binding
Source: RefSeq, a predicted model, not a curated record